Ostrea edulis (European flat oyster) is the source of this 4544-nucleotide messenger RNA. Its product is annotated as wings apart-like protein homolog. Lineage: Eukaryota; Metazoa; Mollusca; Bivalvia; Ostreida; Ostreidae. Gene Ontology annotation, biological process: regulation of chromosome condensation. The transcript has 17 exons. The coding region runs from base 258 to 3887 and encodes 1209 amino acids. The record is from RefSeq and is a predicted model, not a curated record.
GCAUGCGCAAAAUUUGUUUUCUGACUGAUAUCCACCAAAAUGGCGCACAUGUGAAUAGUUGGAAAAGGGUGAUAACAAUUAUUCUUUAUCAUCUCGAUGUCUUAUUUGUGAAUUGAUUAUUACGUAGCAGAUUUGACCACAGGACACAAUCGAAUGAUAUGUCUGAAUCGUUUGGGGGUUUGCAGUUAAAGAAAUCAUAAUAUGACAAAGUUUUGAUAGAGUGGCAAACAAAGCUGAAAGUACAUUGCAUUGUCAGAAUGACAAGCAAAACUUAUAAAACUUACAGUAAGUAUAGCAGUAAAGACUCUGCUGCUAGCCGGGCAUUUGAUGAUGUUUUGAAUAACAAAUCUGCUCCCCCAGUUCCAAUUAAAGCAGAAAAAACUAAAUGGGGAGACACAUCUUUCACUCGAGUAAGAAAGGAUGACCCUUUCCAGGUGACAUUUAAUAAAGUGAAAGUGGAAAAUGAGACUGUGGAUGAAUUUUCAUUUGACUUGGAGGAAGAUGAGAGCCUCAAAAAGAAAGUUCCAUCUAAUAACAGCAGUGUUCCAAGUGCUUCUACUGGAUUAGGCAGACCUGCUAUUGCUAAUGUAAGUAAGAAUCCUAAGAAACAGGGUCAUCCAGAGCCUCCUUCAAAUCUCCCAAAACUAGAGAAUGAGGAUAGUGAUUCAAUAAAUAAUGAUGAUGACAUGGAACCAGUGAUGUUCAAAAGACCAGUAAGAACUUAUUCACGUUCUGUUAAGAAAGAAAAAGCACCAGAGGAACUGCCAGAGCAGGUUCAAGAGGAGGAAUCCUGUGAAGGUGCAGAUGCUCAAGAGGAAGCUGAAGAUUCCUCUGUUCCAUUUUCACAGAAGACGGAUGUGUUCUCUGACAAAAAUGAUGAAGAAGGAAAUUCAUCAUAUUUAAAAAGCAGAAAUAAAUCACAAAAGAUAACUUCUAGAACUCAUAUUCUACAGUCUGAAGAUGAAGAAAGUAGUGGGGCCACUGUUUUGAAUUUCCGCAGUCGUUACAUGGAUCCUGCAGUGUAUGGCAAUUUUGAGUAUACACCACAUGGAGAUGACCCUGUUGGAAGGAUGAAUAAUAGCAAAGUUCUUCAGCAGAGCGAGAUUAAACAUGGAAAAGGGUCAACAUUGAUUGUUAUUUGCUCUCCAAAACCACCAGCUCAAGGAUCAUCAAAACUUCACCCAGUCAGGACCUACAAAGUUAGAGAUCCAAAUGAGAAAGUUUCAGAUGAUGGGGAAGAAAAAUCUGAAAAGGAGCUGUAUCAAGCCAUCCCAGCAAAACCAAUCAUCAUCAGAAACAGAAGGCGGCCUCUGAAGAGGAAAGCAGAAGACACACCUAAAGCUUCUGUCCCUCCAAUAGAGACCCUUAUCAACCUUAAACAAGAACCAAAGUACACCCCAGCACCUCUAAAAGAUUCAAACAAAACAAAAGAUGGAAAACCCAGGAAGAAUAAAAUCUUCAAAUCCAGAAACAAGGUAGAAAUUGAGGAGGAGGAAGAGGAGGAAAAAGAGACAAGUGUCACAAUAGAGGACACAGAUACCAGUGAAGAAGCUCCACUACUACAGCAAGAGGAGGUGGAGGAUACUCUUGCAUUUCAAGAAGAAUCUGUCAGCACUGAGGACAAGGAUAAUGCUUUUGGCUUUGGUGAAAUGGAUGUUGAUGAGACUCCUGAGAGUACACAGGAAAUUUUGGAUACUGAAACUUUUGAAGAAAUCCCAGUAAAACUCAAACGAGUGGAUGAACUCCAGCAGGAAGAUAAUGGGGACAGUCAGUCAUCAGAGGGGGAACUGGAAAAUUCACAAGAUCUACCAAGUUCUCAAGAAUCUACAGAUGAAUUCAAACAACCAAACAAAGAACGCAAAAUAUUCAAAUCUAAGAAUACUAGGGUAGUACAGAAAAGGGUGUCUCCAAGUCCUAAGAAGUCUCCAGGAAAAGCCAAAUAUAACAUGCGGUCCUGGCAAGAAGAUUUUGAUGAAGAGGAACGGGUAACCUUGAUGAUGCAGAGAAAUAAUAAACAGAAUCCUGGAGGUGAAAAUGGUCCACAGCCAGGUCCUCCCAAACUCACCCGCUUCUCAACCUGGCCCAAGUCGGGCCCAGAAGACAGGAAACUACCCGAGGAACCCCCCAAGCUGACUCGGGCUGUCCACUGGCCAGACAGAGAUGGGGAUGAAGCAUAUACUUCAGUUCACAUCAAUAAAGAGCACAAACAGUUGUACACAGUGGUGAGGAAUGUUAAGGAGGCACAUGAGUGUCAGGAACAUGGAGAGACCCAGGAGUUUGCUGAUGAUGUGGAGUACUUGUUGUCUGGGAUACAGGAAGGAGAGCCUAUGUCCACCAGGUGUCUGAGUUGUAUUGGUCUGGCCCAAAAGAGUAUCUUACCAGCAUUUAGAAUGCACUUAAGAGCACAUGGAACUGUGGCCAAGAUAUUCGGUCAUCUGAAGGAUGCUGUUUCUGACCCAAGUCUAUCCCUGUGCACUGCCUUGCUGAUGUUUAUGUUGAGUCGAGAUCGAUUGAACAUGGACCUGGAUCGACAAAGCCUGGAUCUGAUGUUGAAGCUGCUGGCUGUGGACUAUCAAGAGGAACAUAGUGUCACUCUGAUGGGCAAGAGGACUUUAAACCGUAACAAAGAUAGGGCCCGGGAGGUGUAUGAACAGUGGAAGGCCGAGGGUGGGGGCACUAACCAGCCAGAAAUAGAAGAUGUCUCAACAGGAAAUCUUGCCAUGGAAUCUCUGCUGAGUCUGACAUCUCGUCGAGCAGGGGAGUGGUUCAAGGAAGAGUUAAGGACCUUGGGUGCUCUUGAUCAUAUUGUGGACACAGUGUGUUCAUGUAUUGAAGCAUUGGGAGAUGACACAACCUUGGUGACAGACAGUAUGGUGGAAAACAUGAAGAAGAUUGACAGGUGUCUGAGGGUGCUAGAAAAUGUGUCCUUUGUGAACACCGAUAAUCAGCUGUAUCUGAUUUCAUACAAGGCUGGCAUUCUGGUGGCCUCUUUAUGCAGAGCACUUAAUCUUUGUGAAAAAUACUUCCCUGUGUACCGAAUUAAUAAUUCUGAUGACAUAGACAAAGAAUCCACAGGCUAUAUUAUCUACAGUCUAGUAUUGGCUGUGUUACGGGUCCUCAUCAACAUCACGCAUGAAAAUGAGUUUGGAUGCACAAAAGUGGGAGACCAGGCAGACUUCAUAAAGACCGCCUUAAUUUGUAUACUGGACACCCCCCACUAUGUCCCAGUGGAUAUGAGAUUUGACAUGCUUGUUCUUAGCUUGGGUUUGCUAAUUAACAUGGUGGAACAUUGUGGUGUUAACAAAAGAAAACUAAUAGAAGCUGAAACCUGCAGAUCUUACGAAGUAACAUCAGAAAAUUUAGCAUCGCAAAUUCCAGCUACCAAGGCACUCUGUGAGGUGUUUUGCACAAGGUUUGAAAUAGCCAAGAACAUGGAAGAACAAGACUUUGGUGAACCUACAACCCCCCAAGCAUCUCCAAACAAAAGUGGGGAGUGGAAGGAAUCUGACUCAGGAAUUGAGUGGGUUAUGUCGUCCGCUACAAAGGACAAGGAUGGAAAAGCAGACGCAAGUGGUAUGGAAGAACCAGAGAAUGACAAAAUAGAUAACCUGGAUGAUGAAGAAACAUUUACUAAAGCUUUACAUCGGGCUGGGAAACACAUGGAGAACAGUGUGAUAGCAUCCUAUGUAGCUCUACUGUUGGGUUGUCUUAUACAGGAUAAUUCUAUUUAUGUCAGUCAAGUCAAGGGACAUUUAAAAUCUGGAAGUUUUGAAGAUCUGAUCACUAUUCUGAAGAAAUUCUUAGGAUUUAUGAAUCUAACGCGAGCAAUUGGAAGUACUGGAGGAAAGUCAAUAGCUCAUGUGAUUGAAGUUCUAGAGGCCUGCUAGCGGGAAAAAGGAAAAGUUUACAGCACAUAUGAAAUCAAAACUCACAGACUGACAUUAUUACAGGACUAUUUAGUCAGCUUACAUUGUGAUUCUGAAAGAAAGGAAUGGAUUUGUAUUUCAUAAUUUUGAAACCAACAGAAUGUAUACAUCACAAUGCAGUUAUUCAAAGAAUUCAAACUUCAAUUGCCCAGAUUGUCAUGACAAUAUAGCAUGUGUUAUAAAUGCAUUUUCAUCUAAUCAUACAUGGAGUUUCUGGCAGUGUUUACCUGGUUGUUCAUAUGGGAAUCAGCUGGUCUGUGUUACAUCUAGACUGGUCUCUUAUUUUUAUAUUGUUUAAUAUUUUGUAUAUUUUCUGAAAGAAAACUUGGAGCAAUAGUUGUUUGUGUAUGUCAAUCUUAUCAUCAUAUUAUUUGUCUGUAGUUUUAGCUGAAAUGUCUGAAUGAUAAGGAAGUUUCACUAGUAAAUUGUAAUGCAUUGUAACAACUGGUCUGUUAGUGAGAUGGGUGCAUUAUUUAACAGAAUAGUUUUAUCUCGUUUCAUUGUAAUGAGUUAUGGUGGAUUUUCACAAUUUACAGUGUAUAAAGAAUGGAAUUGAAAUGUGUAUGUAUAUAUGUGUACAUUGUUGAAUAAAUACAAUUUUUCAAUGCAUACUUGAAA